Molecule: messenger RNA, 1221 nt
Organism: Suillus subaureus
Lineage: Eukaryota; Fungi; Basidiomycota; Agaricomycetes; Boletales; Suillaceae
Product: kinase-like domain-containing protein
Exons: 12
Coding region: 1-1221 (406 amino acids)
Biological process (GO): protein phosphorylation
Molecular function (GO): ATP binding; protein kinase activity
Source: RefSeq, a predicted model, not a curated record
AUGGGUAAUCACCAGUCAGUAUUUCGAAAGCCUCGGCGUGCGACUCAAAUUGUCGAAAAGGGCAACGGAAAUUCUGUAGACAACACUGCUGCCUCCGCAGAUUCCGUAACCCGCCCGUUGACGAUACCAGUCGUACCAGUGUUGGUAUCCAGUAUCACUAUGCAAUCAGAUUCAUUGCUUCAAAUAUCACCGCAAGUCCAAGCAUUUAACAUCGUGGAUAAAAAUAUUGUACCCGAUGCUGCGACUAUACUACAUCAGGUUACCCCUGGUACAAAUGAAGUACAACCACUCAGAGUGGCCUUCGAUGCGGACCCAUCUGCUAUUCCGUCUACAUCCAUCAGGAAGCAAUCAGAUUAUCCUACCUCAUGUGGUGGCGUGGGCGAUAUCUGGAAGUGCUCAAUGUCCAUCGAUCCAGCAAUCUCUAUUGGGGUUGCUGUCAAAACCAUCAGGAUAACGGAGACAAGCAAUGGAGAAGACGUCCGAAGAGCGAAGAAUAGACUUCGCCGCGAAGUAGCCGUGUGGAUCACACUGAGGCAUGAGCAUGUUCUCGCUCUUCACGGCACGGUCUCCGGUUUUGGACCUUUGCCUGCUCUUGUUUCUACAUGGAUGGAUAACGGGGCACUUGAUAGUUACCUGAAGCGCACGAGCCUCACCAUGGAACAGAAACUAAAACUGUUGAAACAGGUGGUGAAUGGAUUGAAAUAUCUUCAUGAACAGGGAGUAAUUCACGCGGACCUGACCAGUACAAAUGUUGUGAUCGACCGCGAUGGCAAUGCAUUUUUGGCAGAUUUCGGUCUUUCGGUGGCUCUCGUAGAGAGUGACAGAUCGUACUACCACUCGUAUGCGCAAGGCUCUGUCCGGUGGUCAGCGCCCGAAUUGAUCGGCUCACCGGAACCAAACAGCACUCUGGAUGACAGUGACAGCGAUAUCGACUUCCCGAAACCGAACAGUCAGAGCGAUGUAUUUUCACUGGGUUGUAUCAUGCUACAAGUCUUCUCGGGUAGACCUCCCUUCUGGUGGAUUACCCAUGCUCAACGUAUAUUCAAUGCUCAGUACAGGCGCGCAGAGCCAUACCGGGUCGAACCCGGUGUGACCGUUAGCCACCAACAUUUGGAUUUCAUGCGGAAAUGUUGGUCAGCCAAGCCUGAGGACCGUCCUUCCGUUGGGGAUGCUGCUUCCUUUGUGGAAAACGAGCUGGAAAGUGUUUCCCUGUCCAACUAG